CGGUUCCCCGGUGCGGUCCCGGCGCCUGCGCGCUGAGGGCUCCGGGCCUCCCGGCCUGAGGGAGAGGAGCAGGGAAGAUGGCGGCUGUGGUGGAAAAUGUAGUGAAGCUCCUUGGGGAGCAGUACUACAAAGAUGCCAUGGAGCAGUGCCACAAUUACAAUGCCCGCCUCUGUGCUGAGCGCAGCGUGCGCCUUCCUUUCUUGGACUCACAGACUGGAGUAGCCCAGAGCAACUGUUACAUCUGGAUGGAGAAGCGACACCGGGGUCCAGGAUUGGCCUCUGGGCAGCUGUACUCCUACCCGGCCCGGCGCUGGCGGAAAAAGCGGCGAGCCCACCCUCCCGAGGAUCCAAGACUUUCUUUCCCAUCUAUUAAACCAGACACAGACCAGACCCUGAAGAAGGAGGGGCUGAUCUCUCAAGAUGGCAGUAGUUUAGAGGCUCUAUUGCGCACCGACCCCCUGGAGAAGCGAGGUGCCCCGGAUCCCCGAGUGGAUGACGACAGCCUGGGCGAGUUUCCUGUAACCAACAGUCGAGCACGGAAGCGGAUCCUAGAACCAGAUGACUUCCUGGAUGACCUUGAUGACGAGGACUAUGAGGAAGACACUCCCAAGCGUCGGGGCAAGGGGAAAUCCAAGGGUAAAGGUGUGGGCAGUGCCCGGAAGAAGCUGGACGCUUCCAUCCUGGAGGAUCGGGACAAACCCUAUGCCUGUGACAUCUGUGGAAAACGUUACAAGAACCGGCCAGGCCUCAGCUACCACUACGCCCACUCCCACCUGGCUGAGGAGGAGGGUGAGGACAAGGAAGACUCGCAGCCGCCCACCCCGGUUUCCCAGAGGUCGGAGGAGCAGAAGUCCAAGAAGGGUCCCGAUGGAUUGGCCCUGCCCAACAACUACUGUGACUUUUGCCUGGGGGACUCCAAGAUCAACAAGAAGACAGGGCAGCCGGAGGAGCUGGUGUCCUGCUCUGACUGUGGCCGCUCAGGGCACCCGUCUUGCCUGCAGUUCACCCCAGUGAUGAUGGCCGCCGUGAAGACCUACCGCUGGCAGUGCAUCGAGUGCAAGUGCUGCAACAUCUGCGGCACCUCCGAGAACGACGACCAGCUCCUCUUCUGUGACGACUGUGAUCGUGGCUACCACAUGUACUGUCUCACACCAUCCAUGUCUGAGCCUCCUGAAGGAAGUUGGAGCUGCCACUUGUGUCUGGACCUGUUGAAGGAGAAAGCUUCCAUCUACCAGAACCAGAACUCCUCUUGAUGUGCCCCCCCGCCCCGUCCGGCUACCCCCCUCCCCUCCCCCUCAUGCAUCUAGGGCUGUUUCUCUCCUCCUCUCUUGUUUUUCACGCCCACCUCUCCCCUCCUCCUCUUUCACAAGUCCAGAGAACCUCGGGUGGUCGUGCCAAUCUGCCUUUGGCAGCAGCAAGCUGGGGUGGCAGCUCUGGCCACCCCUGGCCCUAGGCCCUCAGGGAGAACGGAGCAGCACACUGCCCCGAGGCGUGCCUGCGGCCCAGCUUCUCACUGCUCUCCGUGCCGUGCAUUCACUCUGCCUGCCUUGGGCCCCGGCCCUGGUGAUCACAGGGUUCAAACAGUGUCCUCUGAGAAAGAGUAGGAGAGCAGCUCCCCUUUCUCUCCGCUCUGCCUCCGCUCCAGUCCCUGGGGUGUUGCCAUCCCCUAGAGGGGAGCCAGGCCAGGGCCUCUUCACCAGGAGCGGCUGGGGGCGAGCGGCUGGGGCGAGCUGAGGCAGCGCUUCCGUGCGCGUCGUGCUGCUUAGCCUCGCUGCCCCCUUCCCCUGGACCGGCCCUCCGCGGCCCUGUCUUCCUGCUCCCCAGGGUCCUUUGCCUGAGCCGGGAUGCUCUUGGUCACCCUCCUUGUUCGGUCCUGUCCCCCUCACCCCACCCCACCCCAGGGGGAGUAGCAGCUUCACCUGAUUCUUCUUGUGCUCACCUGGCUCACUCCCAGGCGGUCUCUAGUGACCGAAGCAUUCCCCGCCCUUGGAAUUUCCUGUCUUCUGCCUCCCCUCCUUGUUCCCUUUGGUUUCGUGGGGAGAGGGGAAGAAUCAGGGGGCCAGGCCAGCAGCUUGGGGGCCACAGGGAGACGUUGGAUAAUGUGCCUGUUUUUUAACUCGAUGAAAAAGCCUACCUCCGAAAUCCCCCUUUUUGUUCUUUCUGGACCUGGACUUUCAGCUCCUGCCCUUAACUGAAUUGGGAGCCUCUGCCUCCUGCUCUGUGUAUCGUGGCUCCUGGGUCACAGGGAAGCCACACAGACCUCCCUUUCUUCCCUUGCACGCUCGCUAGCAGCUGGUAAGGUCUUCACGCCCUGAUUCCUCAGUUUUUUGCCUGGUGACACUGACAUGAGAUAGUGGGGGGGACAGUCCAUGCCAGGACACCCUGGAGUGGCCUUCCCCUUAGCUGUGGGCAGGCCCUAAUUCACGGUCGCUUUGGAGUUGAGGUGUCUUUUCUUUCUUUAGUUCCUGUAUUCUAAACAUUAGUACAAAUAAACGUUUUUACGCAGAA
Messenger RNA from Hyaena hyaena (striped hyena), 2508 nucleotides. It is a transcript of the gene DPF2, whose product is annotated as double PHD fingers 2. NCBI's taxonomy places the organism in Eukaryota, Metazoa, Chordata, Mammalia, Carnivora, Hyaenidae. The record is from RefSeq and is a predicted model, not a curated record. Gene Ontology annotation, biological process: nervous system development. The transcript is spliced from 11 exons. The coding region runs from base 78 to 1253 and encodes 391 amino acids. Gene Ontology annotation, cellular component: nBAF complex.